Drosophila kikkawai is the source of this 1545-nucleotide messenger RNA. It is a transcript of the gene ScsbetaG, whose product is annotated as Succinyl-coenzyme A synthetase beta subunit, GDP-forming. NCBI's taxonomy places the organism in Eukaryota, Metazoa, Arthropoda, Insecta, Diptera, Drosophilidae. Gene Ontology annotation, cellular component: mitochondrion; succinate-CoA ligase complex. Gene Ontology annotation, molecular function: ATP binding; succinate-CoA ligase (GDP-forming) activity. The record is from RefSeq and is a predicted model, not a curated record. Gene Ontology annotation, biological process: tricarboxylic acid cycle; succinyl-CoA metabolic process.
UGAUAAGAAGCGUGCGGCGGCGGCGGUGACUUUUGGUUGCGUUUUUUAAACAGUUAUUGCUGAUAAAGUGGGCCGGUUCAUAAAAAUAAAUUCAUAAAAAUUGCCACAGAGAAAUUAGCAGCCGCCAAAUAACACCCAAGAUGUCGUUUUUCCUGAAGGCAGCCGUCACAGCCCGCAACAUCGUUCAUAAGGUGCCCGUGCGCCAUUUGAAUCUCCUCGAGUUCCAGAGCAAGGAUCUGCUCCAGAAGUACGGCGUGGCCAUUCAGCAGUUCAAGGUCUUGGAUAACUCCAAAGCCGAUGCCGAGGUGGUGAAGACAUUUGAGUGUCCGGAGUAUGUGGUGAAGGCGCAGAUUCUGGCUGGUGGGCGUGGCAAGGGUACUUUCGACAAUGGAUUCAAAGGCGGCGUGCAUAUCACCUCAAACAAGAGCGAGGUGCUUUCGCUCAGCCAGCAGAUGAUAGGAAACCGGCUGAUAACCAAACAAACGCCCAAGUCUGGAAUUCUGGUCAACAAGGUCAUGGUGGCCCGCAGUGUCAACAUUACCCGGGAGACGUAUCUCUGCAUCUUGCUGGAUCGCGAGCACAAUGGCCCCGUGCUGAUUGCCUCGCCGGCGGGCGGUGUGGAUAUUGAAGCUGUGGCCGAGGAGACCCCUGAGAAAAUUAAGACUGUCCCUUUGGAUAUUGACCAGCCCAUUCCGGAGGCCACACUGGUGGAGGUGGCCAAGUUUUUGGAGUUCAAGGGAGAUGCCGUGAAGCGUUGUGCCGCUGAAAUUCAAAAACUCUACACUCUCUUCAAGGCCGUCGAUGCUGUUCAGAUUGAGAUCAAUCCCCUGGCGGAGACGGACAAGGGCGAAGUGAUCUCUGUAGAUGCCAAGCUCAACUUUGAUGACAAUGCUCAGUUCCGUCAGAAGGAUAUCUUUGCCAUGGAUAUCACCGAGGAGGAAUCCGAUCCCCGGGAAGUGGAGGCGGCCAAAUACAAUCUGAACUACGUAGCCAUGGACGGCAACAUUGGGUGUCUGGUGAAUGGCGCUGGCCUGGCCAUGGCCACCAUGGACAUUAUCAAGCUGAAUGGCGGUGAACCGGCCAACUUUUUGGAUGUGGGAGGCGGCGUAAAGGAGGAUCAGGUGGCCAAGGCGUUUGAGAUCCUCACAGCCGAUCCUAAAGUCAAGGGAAUCCUGGUCAAUGUUUUUGGGGGCAUCGUCAACUGCGCCACUAUUGCCAAUGGCAUUGUGGCGGCUUCCAAGAAGCUGCAACUCAAUGUACCGCUGGUGGUUCGACUGGAGGGCACCAAUGUGAACCAGGCCCGUGAAAUCCUUAAGAAUUCCGGCUUGCCCAUCCAGACGGCCAGUGAUUUGGAUGAUGCCGCCCACAAGGCAGUGGCUGCUCUGAAAUAGAGUGGAUUUUAAUGUUUAUUUUAAAAGAGAAAGGAAGGAUUUUUCAGCAAAAAGUCUUCCAUAAAAAUAUCAAGACGCACAUUAGCAUUUACAAUGGACAGGCCUUUAAAAUAUAUAAUUUAUAAUUAUAUAUAAUAUAAGUUUUUAUCGACAA